CAGGGUUCGAAGAUGGCGGCGCGCAAGGGUAGGCGGCGCACGUGUGGCCCCGGGGAACCCAUGGAGGCCGAGUCCAACGACGCAGGGACCGAAGGCCCGCCCCAGGUCUACCUGCCCGGGCGGGGACCGCCGCUGCGCGAAGGAGAGGAGCUGGUCAUGGACGAGGAGGCCUACGUGCUGUACCACCGAGCGCAGACUGGCGCCCCCUGUCUUAGCUUCGACAUAGUCCGUGAUCACCUGGGAGACAACCGGACAGAGCUUCCUCUUACACUUUACCUGUGCGCUGGGACCCAGGCGGAGAGCGCCCAGAGCAACAGACUGAUGAUGCUUCGGAUGCAUAAUCUGCAUGGGACAAAGCCCCCACCAUCGGAGGGCAGCGAUGAGGAGGAGGAGGAAGAAGAUGAAGAGGAUGAAGAAGAGCGGAAACCUCAGCUGGAACUGGCUAUGGUGCCACAUUAUGGCGGCAUCAACCGAGUCCGGGUGUCCUGGCUGGGCGAGGAGCCGGUGGCCGCUGUCUGGUCAGAGAAGGGCCAGGUGGAGGUGUUUGCCCUGCGGCGGCUUCUGCAGGCGGUGGAUGACCCUCAGGCCCUGGCGACCUUCCUCCGGGAUGAGCAGGCCCGGGUGAAGCCCGUCUUUGCCUUCGCGGGCCAUAUGGGCGAGGGCUUUGCCCUGGACUGGUCGCCCCGUGUGUCUGGGCGCCUGCUGACCGGGGACUGUCAGAAGAACAUCCACCUCUGGACGCCUACGGAUGGCGGGUCCUGGCACGUGGACCAGCGGCCGUUCGUGGGCCACACGCGCUCUGUGGAAGACCUGCAGUGGUCCCCGACUGAGGACACGGUGUUCGCCUCUUGUUCUGCCGACGCCUCCAUCCGCAUCUGGGACAUUCGGGCCGCCCCCAGCAAGGCCUGCAUGCUCACCACCGCCUCCGCCCAUGACGGGGACGUCAACGUCAUUAGCUGGAGUCGCCGGGAGCCCUUCCUCCUUAGCGGCGGGGAUGACGGGGCCCUCAAGAUCUGGGACCUGCGGCAGUUCAAGUCUGGCUCCCCGGUGGCCACCUUCAAGCAGCACGUGGCCCCCGUGACCUCUGUCGAGUGGCACCCCCAGGACAGUGGCGUGUUCGCGGCCUCGGGCGCAGACAACCAGAUCACGCAGUGGGACCUGGCCGUGGAACGGGACCCCGAGGCGGGCGACGCGGAGAGCGACCCUGCCCUGGCAGACCUCCCCCAGCAGCUCCUGUUCGUGCACCAGGGCGAGACGGACCUGAAGGAGCUGCACUGGCACCCGCAGUGCCCCGGGGUCCUGGUCAGCACCGCCCUGUCCGGCUUCACCGUCUUCCGCACCAUCAGCGUCUGAGGAGGCCGGCCGUGCCCUCACUCGGGGACCGACUCGGGGACCGAAGGUCGGGCUGGCUCCCCUGGAAGGGCCGCACACGUCCGGACCUGUGUCCCGGCCUCGCCGGGUAGAGGGACGUCAUCUGGGCCAUGUGCUGCCGUCGCCGUGGCUUCUUGGCCGCGCUGUUCUCGCAGAGGACUCGGUGUGGUCCCUGGACCCGUCUUGCCGAAGGCUGUGCUUUGAUCCGUGACUCAGAAAACCCAGUGACCCUUGGCUUUGACUCGGUGUCCCCUCUCUCCAGAACACUUGGCUUCGCCCUGGGACCCCCGCCUGUCCGACGACUCUGGCCUGUUUCCCAGGUGAGCCUGGCGUGGCCUUGUGUCGCCAUGGACGCUUUGUAAGCUGCGGACCCGGCCUCGGCUGCCGGCCUCCCCCAGGGGAGCUCGAGCACUUUCCGGGGCGUGGGUUCCCCUAGCAGAACCCGGUGUGGCUCUGUGUGUGCCCGCCGUCGCAGUUGGGCCAGGACUUCCCAGCGGGGACCGCGCGGGUCUGCCCUCCCUCCCGCGGCCCAGGCAGGCGCCACGUGGGAAGGAAGGGCAGGGGCUCCUGACGCAAUAAAGAACCAGAAUGAGGCCCAAUGGGUGUGAGACUCAU
This is a messenger RNA of Hyaena hyaena (striped hyena), 1986 nucleotides long. RefSeq names its product glutamate rich WD repeat containing 1 (gene GRWD1). The transcript is spliced from 7 exons. NCBI's taxonomy places the organism in Eukaryota, Metazoa, Chordata, Mammalia, Carnivora, Hyaenidae. Gene Ontology annotation, molecular function: protein binding. The coding region runs from base 13 to 1353 and encodes 446 amino acids. The record is from RefSeq and is a predicted model, not a curated record.